GGACAUUUGGCAAGAAAACCCUGUGAUAAGGUUCCCACAAGUCAAGGAUUACUUGGAAGCACACAGCAACACAGUUUCUAAGGAAGUAGUAGUCUUGGUCUAUUCAGUGCUAAGCGUCAUCUGGAGUCCUGCAGUCAGUUUUGGCACCUUCUUAAAAGAAGGAUAUAGGUCCCGUACAGACCGGCCAAAAUAAAGCUGCUUCCGUUCACUUUGGAGGCAUGCUGUUUAAAUGAUGCAUGCGUCCUAAGAGUCCAGAAGCUGUGCCAAAGCCACGCUCCAGUCCUAAGCACUGGACCACAGCUUCUUGACUCUUAGGAUCUUGUACCAAUUGGGGGGGGGAGAAUACUAUUUAGACUGAUUUCAUGUAGCCCCAGCCUAAUUUGCAAAGCCCUCUAAGGAGCCAUAGCUUGGAGAAAGCUUUUUGCAUUGCCAAGUUCUGUCUCUAGCACCUUCAACUGAAGCAGGUGGAAGCCCUCUGUCAGCCAGAUUUGAUUUGCUUGCUUUGUUUUGAGAGGAAUGAAGCUUCCACCUACUUUUUGGCAUCAGGCUCACUUAGACUCGGCCAAAAUGUAAUAUUCAAGUAUGACCAGUUAUGAUCCACGAUAUCAUUCAGUAAUAGUAGUUGUGUUCUUUCCUAGUGCCUUUUUUAACGCAAAUGGGUGAUGAAAAGGAGUCUUGGAAAGUGAAAACGUUAGAUGAAAUUCUUCAGGAGAAGAAACGCCGGAAAGAGCAAGAAGAGAAAGCAGACACAAAGCGCCUCAAAAAUUCUGAUGAUCGGGAUUCAAAGCGCGAUUCCCUUGAAGAGGGAGAAUUGAGAGAUCACCGCAUGGAGAUAACUAUCAGGAAUUCACCUUACCGGAGGGAAGACUCUAUGGAAGACCGGGGAGAGGAGGAUGACUCCCUGGCUAUCAAACCCCCGCAGCAAAUGUCACGGAAAGAGAAGGCCCAUCACCGGAAGGACGAGAAAAGGAAAGAGAAGCGACGGCAUCGCAGCCACUCAGCAGAAGGGAAGCAUGCUAGGGUGAAAGAGAAGGAGCGCGAGCAUGAACGUAGAAAAAGGCACCGAGAAGAGCAGGAUAAGGCCCGCCGUGAAUGGGAGAGGCAGAAAAGGAGGGAAAUGGCUAGGGAGCAUUCUCGGAGAGAGAGACAGCACCUUUUGGCUUUGGCUCAGGCAUCCCUUGGACAAACCCAUCCUAAGACGUUUUGUUACAUUGGGGAUCGCCUGGAGCAGCUUGAGCGGAAGCGGGAGCGAGAGAGGAAAAUGAGAGAACAGCAGAAAGAGCAGCGGGAAAUAAAAGAACGGGAGAGGCGAGCAGAGGAAAGGCGGAAAGAACGGGAGGCCAGACGAGAGAUUUCAGCACAUCAUAGAACAAUCAGAGAAGAAUAUGGGGAGAAAGUCAGGAUUUGGAGCCGCAGCCCUUUGCGACAACAGAGAGAAAAGCUUGAACAAGGAGAAAUCAGGAAAACAGUGAAGGAGGAAAAGCCAGAAGAGAGAGACCCACUUUCAGAUCUACAGGACAUUAGUGACAGUGAGAGAAAAACCAGCUCGGCUGAAACGUCAUCAGGGGAAACAGGAUCUGGUUCAGAAGAAGAGGAGGAGGAAGAAGAGGAAGAGGAGGAGGAGUCCAGUAGUGAAGAGUCAGAAGAGGAGGAAGAAGAAGAGGAGGAGGAGGAAGAAGAGACAGGAAGCAACUCUGAAGAAGUGUCUGAGCAGUCAGCUGAAGAGGUGAGUGAAGAUGAAAUGACCGAAGAGGAGGAAAGGGAGAAUGGAGACCAUAUUCCAGUUGAGUCAAGGUUCGAUCGGGAUUCUGCAGGGAGUGAUGGAGAGGAUGAAGAACCUGGGGAUGGAACCCCACAGUCCAACACAAUGACAGAAGGGGAUUAUCUUCCUGAUUCACCCGCGUCGUCGCCUAUAGAGCUGAAGCAAGAUCUGCCCCAAUAUCUCCCUGCCCUUCAGGGCUGUCGUAGUGUAGAAGAAUUUCAGUGUUUGAAUCGGAUUGAGGAAGGAACAUACGGAGUCGUCUACAGAGCAAAAGACAAAAAAACAGAUGAAAUUGUGGCGCUGAAGCGACUGAAGAUGGAAAAGGAGAAAGAAGGCUUCCCUAUUACAUCAUUACGGGAAAUCAACACCAUACUGAAAGCUCAGCAUCCAAACAUUGUCACUGUCAGGGAGAUUGUUGUUGGAAGUAACAUGGACAAAAUCUAUAUUGUAAUGAAUUACGUUGAACAUGACCUCAAGAGCCUCAUGGAGACAAUGAAGCAGCCAUUUUUACCAGGUGAAGUGAAGACCUUGAUGAUUCAGCUCUUGCGGGGGGUCAAACACCUUCAUGACAACUGGAUCCUUCACCGGGAUUUGAAAACCUCCAACCUGCUGUUAAGCCAUGCUGGCAUUUUGAAAGUAGGAGAUUUUGGAUUGGCUCGUGAAUAUGGAUCACCCCUGAAGCCAUACACUCCUGUUGUCGUUACGUUGUGGUACAGGGCACCUGAAUUAUUACUCGGCGCCAAGGAAUACUCCACAGCUAUUGACAUGUGGUCUGUGGGCUGUAUAUUUGGAGAGCUGUUAACUCAGAAGCCACUGUUUCCAGGGAAGUCAGAGAUAGACCAAAUUAACAAAGUUUUCAAGGACUUGGGAACUCCCAGUGAAAAGAUCUGGCCUGGAUACAACGAACUGCCAGCAGUGAAGAAGAUGACAUUCACAGAAUAUCCAUACAACAACCUCCGCAAGCGGUUUGGGGCACUCCUUUCAGACCAAGGCUUCGAUCUGAUGAAUAAAUUCCUGACAUACUAUCCAGGCAGAAGGAUCACUGCCGAAGAUGGCGCGAAGCACGAGUAUUUCCAAGAGACGCCCCUGCCCAUCGACCCCUCCAUGUUCCCCACAUGGCCAGCGAAAAGUGAACAGCAAAGAGUGAAACGUGGAACAAGCCCACGGCCUCCAGAAGGAGGCUUAGGAUACAGCCAGCUGGGUGACGAUGACCUGAAAGAUACAGGCUUCCACCUUACUACCACAAACCAAGGGGCAUCAGCUGCUGGACCUGGCUUCAGUCUAAAAUUUUGAAUGUAAGACAGAUCCUCACAGGACAGAUUUGGGGAAGCAAGAAGGAAACCAAUACUUGGUUCUCCACCGGAUUUGCUGGCAAGCUUUUGUGUUGCUUCUAUCACCCUAGGGAUCUGCUACUCUUACUCUUCUUUGAAGAAUGUUGCCUGUAAGUAGAGAUUUCUUUCCUGGGCCAAGUAUUUAAAGGACUGGAAUUAAUCUGAAAUGCCACAAAGUCCUCUGCACAAAACAAAAUCCCAGCAAACUUCAAGGACAUUUCUAGAUCUGGGUUUUUCCCCUCCCCUUUUGUUUAUAUUUAAAACUUAUAUUCUAGUCGGGAUUUUGUUUGUACAUUUGUAGAAUAAAAACAAAUUGAUUUUUAAUUGUU
Messenger RNA from Sceloporus undulatus (fence lizard), 3422 nucleotides. It is a transcript of the gene CDK11A, whose product is annotated as cyclin dependent kinase 11A. Gene Ontology annotation, cellular component: nucleus. NCBI's taxonomy places the organism in Eukaryota, Metazoa, Chordata, Lepidosauria, Squamata, Phrynosomatidae. The record is from RefSeq and is a predicted model, not a curated record. Gene Ontology annotation, biological process: regulation of mitotic cell cycle; protein phosphorylation. The transcript has 20 exons. Gene Ontology annotation, molecular function: cyclin-dependent protein serine/threonine kinase activity; ATP binding. The coding region runs from base 656 to 3055 and encodes 799 amino acids.